Molecule: messenger RNA, 1085 nt
Organism: Drosophila simulans
Lineage: Eukaryota; Metazoa; Arthropoda; Insecta; Diptera; Drosophilidae
Exons: 4
Coding region: 519-1085 (188 amino acids)
Source: RefSeq, a predicted model, not a curated record
UGCCUGGUGGACAGCGCACUUGAAGCGAAACAAUACGAGUAAAUGUGAGCCCAAAUUAAUUAUUAAAUUUGUCGAGACUUCAAAGGGUUUUCCUUUGUGCAAUCUCAGCUCGAAUCUGGCCUAAAAGCGCUUCAGGGUAAGGACUCAAGAAACUACUGCUACUAAUUAUCUGUUGCUUAAUAUGAUAACUUUGGUGGGUCCAUUUAAUUAACAAGGAAAUGGAAGCAUUAUGACUGUUACCAUUUACAUUCUAUAGUUACAGUAAUGCAACGUUAUUAUACCUAUUUUUUAAUAAUUAAAUUUAAUUUUGAAGCUGGCUAAUAGAGUAACAGGUAUCUGCAAGUCCGAACAUUCAUGUUAGCUAGUAUUGAACACUCAUGCUUUAUGAUUGCAAACAAGAUAAAGUUCAAAUGAUUGGAUCAUUCCAAUAACAAUUAUAAACAGAUUAUAUACAGAUUCAUUUAAUUCUGAGGAAAGGUAUAACUUGGAGUUUUUUAAAUUCAGUGGCACAUAGAACGAUGAAAAUUACGUUACUGGUGAUUCUUUGCAGUUGCCUCAUGUGGCAAGUACUGGAGUCUCAGAUGAUUUACAAGCUGAAAAAGGUGGAUUGCAGGGAAAAUCCGGUGCGGUUGAAAAACGUUUCAUGCCGCUUAAAGGCCAUCAAUUGGAAUGUGGCGAUCGUCAACAUGGACUGCGAUUUGUUUAUGCCUAUAGUACGCCCAGUGAUUCGCGUUCAGGUCCUUAAAAAGGAUUACAGCAACCAGUUCCAGCCAUUUCUUAUCGACGUAAAGUUUGGAUUUUGCGAGGUGGUCGAAAAGAGAAGCUACUUUCCCUACGCCCUAAUCGUUUGGAAAUUGUUUAAACGAUAUACCAACGUUAACCACUCCUGUCCAUUUUCCGGUCACCUAAGCACACGAGAUGGAAUUCUGGGAUCUGAAAUACUUCCACCUUUUCCAGAGGGCUUAUUCGAAUUCCGCUUUACAUUCUGGGAUACCAAUUCAACCAACACCGAACACUUGGGCACUGUGAAACUUUUCAUUCAAGUCAUGGAGGCCAUAAGGAGCAAGAGAAGACCACCCCCUUAA